Daldinia caldariorum is the source of this 1379-nucleotide messenger RNA. RefSeq names its product alpha/beta-hydrolase. The record is from RefSeq and is a predicted model, not a curated record. Gene Ontology annotation, molecular function: palmitoyl hydrolase activity; thiolester hydrolase activity. The transcript has a single exon. NCBI's taxonomy places the organism in Eukaryota, Fungi, Ascomycota, Sordariomycetes, Xylariales, Hypoxylaceae. The coding region runs from base 295 to 1284 and encodes 329 amino acids. Gene Ontology annotation, cellular component: lysosome.
CCUACUACCUAAAGAUACCUAAUCUGACUUACAAGCUGCGGCCAAUGAGAGAAGCCCUGGAAGCAUGGCCUGUAACUUCAGGUCACUACCUAACUUGCAUCCAGAGGGGGCACAGCCACUCUACAAUACCUCCUAAGGUAGUAUCCUCUCAACACCAGCAUCCAAACUUCUCCCCAUUACAUACUUCAUUCUAGAUUUCAUCAGAAUAUCACGAAGUCCAUAAUAUGCUAUCUACUAUCAACCUGUCAUCUUAACUAUCCACAGUAACUAAAUACGAACAUCCCUACCGAAGAGAUGACCUUGUUACAGAAACUGCCAGUGUUACUAACACUUACCUCGACCCUUCGUGUUGUUCUAGGCAACCCUACAACGCUCAAUCCGAUUUCCACCCUAUCCGAUGACGAGGAUGACACGCCUCUGCCAGUCAUCAUCUGGCACGGCCUCGGCGACACUUUCUCGGCCGAAGGGUUACAGUCCGUCGGUGGGCUAGUCGAGAAGAUCAACCCGGGCACGUUCGUCUACUACGUGCGGCUCGACGAGAGCCCCUCCAACGACCGCACCGCGACCUUCUACGGCAACGUGACGGAGCAGGUCGCGAAGGUAUGCGACGACCUCGCUGCGCACCCGAUCCUCUCGACCGCGCCCGCCGUCGACGCCGUCGGCUUCAGCCAGGGCGGCCAGUUCCUACGGGCCUACGUCGAGCGCUGCAACUUCCCGCCCGUCCGCACGCUCGUCACCUUCGGCAGCCAGCACAACGGCAUCGUCGACUACAAGGCCUGCUCGGCCGCCGACUGGCUGUGCAAGGGCGCCAUGGCCCUGCUGCACGGCAACACCUGGAGCUCGUGGCUGCAGGGCCGCCUCGUCCCCGCCCAGUACUUCCGCGACCCCAAGGACUUGGACAGCUACCUCGCGCACUCCAACUUCCUGGCGGACAUCAACAACGAGCGCGAGCGGAAGAACGAGACCUACGCCAAGAACAUCGCGAGCCUCGAGAACUUCGUCCUGUACGUCUUCGAGAACGACACCACCGUCAUCCCCAAGGAGACGGCGUGGUUCGAAGAGGUCAACGACGCCGAAGUCACCCCGCUCAGGGCCCGCAAGCUGUAUACCGAGGACUGGAUUGGUCUGAGGGCUCUCGAUAGGAAGGGAGGAUUAAAGUUCAAGACCGUCCCCGGCGAACACAUGCAAAUAUCCGACGAAGUGCUAGAAGGUGCUUUUAGCGAGUUCUUCGGUCCCUUCAAGAGCAGCACUCCCAAGGAUGAGCAAGCAUCGGACGAACUGUAGUGAUUAAGCGCGCGUAUUUUAUUUAGCGUAUAAAUCAAGCGUUAGGACUAAUAGGCAGGCACAGAGGGUAUCGACUUGUUCUUGUUGUUUGCUUG